AACAAUCUGAGGCAGCUUUUUCAUGAAGCCCCCCCUCAACAAGUUGAAGCAGUGAAGCAGAGAAAGGAAGAGCUGCUUUCAAACAAACAGCCUGUGAUGGAAAUCCCUGCCAUAAAUCUAAAGGCCAUAGUCCUGGUGCACUGGGUGCUUACAGUAUGGGGCUCCAUGGUGUGGCUCCCAUCGUCCUAUGCUUGGAGUAACUUCACUGUUUUUGCUGGCGUCUGGGCCAUCGCACAGAGGGACUCCAUCGACGCCGUGCUCAUGUUUCUGAUGGGGAUGGUCGUGACGAUAUUGACCGACAUCAUCCAUUUGGGGAUCUUUUACCCGGUGAAUGACUUUGCGACAGAGAGCAGCAGAAACGUGUUUCGCUUCAGCGCGGGAAUGGCCAUCCUCAGCCUGCUGCUCAAACCUGUGUCCUGCUUCUUCGUCUACCAGAUGUACCGCGAGCGUGGAGGAGAUUACAACGUUAACUUUGGUUUCCCCUCUGUGUCACGAAACAGAGAGACCUACCAGUCCAUCGACCAACAGGACGAGUCCUCCGCUCCGGUGAAUCCCUCCAACCAGGCCCAGGACAGCAAACCAGCCGUCCGCACAUACUGAGAGAACCAGACGGUGAACAAUGCAGUGUUUUUUCCUCUGACUCUUUAUGCAGCAGCACCGUGCUCAGUGGGCAGUUUUUGCAAUCGAUUCCACAUCCGUCACCGCGCUCAGUACAGUCGAUGUGCAGCAGAUUGCACUGACGGCAAAAUUAAUACUUUAUAUUACGCUCUAAAUCAUUAGCUCUGUUUGGGUUUUGGAAUAAAAAUGUGGCGUAAUUAAAGCCAUUAACAUUGGUUCUUAAAAGGUUGUAAUGGUUUUCUGCUGAGCUGGCACAUCUCUGCUGAAUAAAUACAGAGGGAACACUGCUCUACCUCUCCCCUGCUGUGUUACUGUACCGCCUACUAUUUUUAGUAGGGGGGUGUUGAAUGGAGCUGUUGUGUCAGUUUACUUGUCGUGUCACUUUUUUUUUUUUUUUUUUACAAAUUUGGCACUUACAUACAUUUUGUUUAUUAUUAUUUUCCUAUUACUCCUUUACGGUACAACAAUUCUUAAAGCACAUGAUCGUUUUUUAACACAAUAGAAAUGAAAUGAAUGUUCAGUGUCGUGCCUUUAGAAGCUACCUUGUGCCUUUUUUACUUUUUCAGCUCAAACGAGCUGUGGCAUUUGAGUUGAAGACGCUGUGACCAAAUUGAAGUUUGAGGCCUUUCUUCUCAUGACUGAGCAAGACCUCCAUAGUGCAGUGCAGCACACAGAGGGUCACUGUUCACUUGAUAUUGAUCUAUGCAAAGUCGGAUCUAGUGCUGCAACUAUGAAAAACACAUAAAAACAUGGAGAUGUUUGAGAAAAAAAUGAAAUAAAUGUGAAGAUUUUUAUCAACUGUGCAUAAAAGACAAAUGUUUCUUUAUUUAAGCUAUUGUCAUCGUCGU
Messenger RNA from Anoplopoma fimbria (sablefish), 1466 nucleotides. It is a transcript of the gene agtrap, whose product is annotated as angiotensin II receptor-associated protein. Gene Ontology annotation, biological process: angiotensin-activated signaling pathway; regulation of blood pressure. Lineage: Eukaryota; Metazoa; Chordata; Actinopteri; Perciformes; Anoplopomatidae. The record is from RefSeq and is a predicted model, not a curated record. Gene Ontology annotation, cellular component: plasma membrane.